AUGUGCAAAGUACUAUUUAUAUUGUUUGCUUUUAUUGCACGAGAUUGUUCUUCCCAAGAUGACGAGGGACCGUACAGAGGCAAAUACAUAGGGAAACUUAACUCUUAUCAUCACCAGGUUUCCGGGGAAGUAUACGCCGCGGACGACUGGACGAUAUUGUUGGUCGACUUUAACUAUGACGGAACAGGGGACGACACGUUCUUCUGGGCGGGAGACUCGGGUCGUCCGGGACCUCUCGGCUUCAUCGUUCCGGACCAACACGGCAAAACUAACAUACUCGAGCGGUACAAAAACGAGGAGGUGCGCUUGCGCAUGCCUGACGGAAAGCGCAUAUCACGGUUGAGCUGGUUCGCGGUGUACGACCUGGCGUCGCAAAAUGCAUUUGGAGACGUCUACGUGCCCGACCAAUUCGAGUCACCUGCUCCCCGCGCCCUCUCGCCGCUCACACCCGCACCCGGGGUCUCUAUCUCGAGCGGACCCGUACAGGUGCUCGAUGCUUCGACACUGCUCAUUCCCGAACUGCGGUUCUCGGCGGAUGGCCAGGAGGUAUACUGGUGGGCGGGCGUCGGGCCGCAGCCCUCGUCUCGAGGAUCCGUCGUCCCGGACGAAGAGGGUUAUCUAGAGCCGGCGCGCUCCUAUCGAGGCGAAGACGUACGCCUACGGGUCGGUUCGGGGUCUGGAGGUGUGUUUCGACUGGACUGGGUCGCGCUCUGGAAUCGCCGCGAGUCAACCGCAUUGGCGACUCUCUUGCUGCCGCACGAGCUAAAUGUGCCCCCUGCAAACCUCAAGCUACACGAAUACGCGUCUCGACUGCCUAACUGCGUGCAACUGCACCGCGACCUGCAAGUCUCUUGGGAGAUAUUUGGAAAUCAGAUCACCAUUCAACUCGCCGGAAUGAUAGGCGUCGACGAGUACAUGGCUUUCGGUAUAUCGGGAUCAAGCUCGCGAUCGCAGAUGAUCGGCGCGGAUCUAGCGAUCGCUGGCUGGGACAAAACGCAACAGCGCGGCUUCGCCUCGGACUACAACGUGACCGCCGCGGCGCCUUGCGUGCUCGUACUGGGCGCUUGGCGUGGCGUCUGUCCGGACGACCGCCUCGGCGGCACCGACUCCAACCAGGUACUGAGCGCCUCGCGCGAAGACGGACUCACUGUGCUGACGUACCGCCGCCAAUUGAUGCCGAGCGAGCCCCUCGACCUCGAGUGGCGAACUGAUCGCGCCGUCUUCAUCGUGUGGGCGGUCGGGGGACUCGACCGCUUGCGCGAGCCGGCUUACCACCGGCUGCGUCCAGCUGUAGACCAACAACUUGUGCUGACUCGUGCGUCUUCCUCGGACUGCGUGCCUUUUACGAUCGGCGACGCGUCGCCACCUAAGCAAUGGGAGCGCGCCGAGCUCUUCGACCCAGCGCUGCGCGUGUUCGACGUGCGACUGGGACCGGCGGGAGGCGCGCGCGGCCUGGGUGGGCGCGCGCGCCCGGCACCGCAGCUCGCGCUAUACGUGAACGGCCAGCUCGCCCCUGACCUGCAGUUGCGACGCGGCCUCGGCUACACGUUCCGAGUGCGUUGCGGCGACGACCCGCACUCGGCCUCGCUGUACCACCCGCUCGUGAUCACGACGGAAUCGCACGGCGGCCUCGAGCGGCUGAGCGACGAAGCCGCGGGAGCUAUCCGCGUACUGGCGGGUGCACGUGGCGCAAGGCGCGGACGACGCGGCGCGGCUGCGGCCGGCGCCCUCUGUCGGGCGGAACGCGACCCCACCGCGGACCCGAGGCGAGACGACGCAUACGAAACAUUUCGAGCCUUUAACCGCUCGCUUCGCUGGAGUUGCGCCCCCGAAGGCAAACCAGCCGAGCUGCUCGUCGUGCCCAACUCGACGUGGCCGGAUGUCGUCUAUUACCACUCCUUCACACACUUAGAUAUGGGCGGGCGCAUAUUCGUGGUCGAUCGCCACCGCCGUAACAUUGCUAAAUCUUCGAACGCCGCUUCGCCUGCGAUCGCUUUGCCCCGGUCGUCGCUGCUAUUGCCACUGAUUUCGAUUCUGCUUCGAGCUCGCGAUAUUGUGGUUAGAGAAUUUUAA
Leptosia nina is the source of this 2073-nucleotide messenger RNA. The record is from the annotation of a GenBank genome assembly. NCBI's taxonomy places the organism in Eukaryota, Metazoa, Arthropoda, Insecta, Lepidoptera, Pieridae.